Messenger RNA from Hemicordylus capensis (graceful crag lizard), 5799 nucleotides. RefSeq names its product G protein subunit gamma 12 (gene GNG12). Gene Ontology annotation, cellular component: heterotrimeric G-protein complex. Gene Ontology annotation, molecular function: G-protein beta-subunit binding. The record is from RefSeq and is a predicted model, not a curated record. The coding region runs from base 453 to 674 and encodes 73 amino acids. Gene Ontology annotation, biological process: G protein-coupled receptor signaling pathway. Lineage: Eukaryota; Metazoa; Chordata; Lepidosauria; Squamata; Cordylidae. The transcript has 4 exons.
GGAGCGGCUGCUGAGGCCGCUGGUGGGAGCGGGAGGGCCCUCGGGAAAGGGAAGAGCUGCCCUUCCUCCCUUCCUGCCUCGGCACUGGUGGUGUCCCCGCCUCCCGCCAUUACGGUGGCGGGUGGAGGAGCCCAAGGACUGCCUCUGCUGCCCUCCUCCGUGCGGCCAGCCCCCCGCGGCGCGAUUCAGUCCGCGGGACGGAGUAGAGGGGCGCCUCCUCCGCCGCCUCAGCCUGUCUCGCCACGGCGUGGCGCUGGGUGAGGCGUGGCUGCCCGGCUAGGCCGGCGCUUCUGCCCUCAGCCAGCAUCGAAGGCAGAUUUGCCAAAGGCCAAGUUCAACAUUUGUAGCAGAACAAGAAUUGGAAGCCAGAUCACCUGAUUCCUAGCUGGUGCUUUAAUAGCAAGACUGUUCUUGUCCUUCAUACCAGAAGUGCUUGAAAGAGCUCACUGAAUAUGUCUAGCAAAACAUCUGGCACGCCAAACAGUAUAACUCAGGCCAGAAGAACUGUUCAGCAGCUGAGAAUAGAAGCUUCUAUAGAGAGGAUAAAGGUGUCCAAGGCAUCAGCAGAUCUAAUGAGCUACUGUGAGGAGCAUGCCAGGAAGGAUCCUUUACUAACGGGUAUACCUACUUCGGAAAACCCCUUCAAGGAUAAGAAGACCUGUAUUAUCCUAUAGGCAAAGCAGCAAGAUGCCUUCAAAACCCUCCCCCAUGAAACCAACCAAGCAGAUUCUUAAAGAAGUAACCCGAAGGUCACCUGGUACCAGCUACAUAAAACAGCAAUUCAUUUACAUUGCGUAUAAAUGAACUUCUAUGUUUUUAAAAAAGUUUCUUUUCUUAUAGCAUUCUAAGUGGGGAUGCAAGGUUUAUAAAGUUACUUCUUGUAAAAUGGAAUGGUUCUGAGAGCAUAGUUGGUGAUUGGAUUAUGUUGGCAAUUGUGGGAUGAGACAGGGGUGGGGUGGGGUGGAUUGGUUUUUACUUUCAAGUGCAAUGAGUGUUCACAGUUCAAGGUGUUAGGUUGAACAAUCAAGACCAAAGUUGCCUGAGCUUCAUUUGCAGAAUAGUGAGGCAGACAAGCGUAGAGUCCUAAUCAUGCUUACUUUUGCAUAUGAUUUUAUACCAGCAUCUAUUAUUGUGUACGUAAUUGGUGUCUAUAUCUAGGGUGUGUUUGUAUGCUUAGAUAUACACACACAUUCCAAAGUGCAUUCUCUAACAAAAGGCGCCCUUCAAAAUUGACUGCUGCAUUUAUUGAUAAACUUCUACAGUUCAUGCCUUUACCAUCAAGUAUGUCUUAAGCUUUUCAUGUCUUUAAAGCCUGUAGACUUAUGUAUAAGUAUAAAUUCUUAUUCUCAACAUUCUUUUGAAAGGUACAGUUAAUAAUGUUUGCCUAUCUUAUAUUUCCUCUGAAAUUAAACUGUACCAGUAGCACAGCUUCUAAUAACAGGGUCUAAAAGAGAAAUUUCUCAUCCCUUUCCAUUGCCUUCAAGGGAGAAUCUGCCACCUACCAAUUCCUGUAGAGUUCCUGUUGAAUUGGUUUUCAGUAGGCCUCCAGGUUUUUCUUGCUUUGAUUGCUAAAUUCUCAUUUAACAAAUGCCAAAUGAUAUCUGAGACUGGAAGACACUGGGAUCAGUCCACCAAGAUGUUGCUUCUGCACAAGGCCUAUUUAAAGCAGUGCAUGUUGUGCUGGGGAAAUAGUUGGAGACUGCAAUAAUGCUCAGCAGCAAAUCCCUACAAUAUAAACUGUAUUAAAAUAUUUGUGUACACCUCAUGUGUUGAUGGAAUACUGAGAUGGAAGAAACAGUAUUUAAGCCACAUAAAUGUAUUUGUAUUCCCAUUGUUGCUAGCCUCUCAACGCUUUUAAUGUUGUGACCUGCCAUAACGGAUUUACAGAAUUUAAUUUUUGUUUGAUUUAGUCCAGUUAGGAACAUAUAGGGGUGCUCUGAGGAUAGAUGCAUGGGAAGAGCCCUGGUAGGACAGAAUGUAAAGCCAGCAAUGGCAUUUCACCGCAGGGCCCAGAAGCCUUCACUUCCACUUUACUGUGUUAAGACGAGCCAAACCUCUCUUUUCUCACUAAUAAUCAGAUGGAAGGGGGAAGGCGAAAGACUUGGCUUCACUGUGACUACACUUAAGAAAUGACUGCAGAGCUACCAAGCCAAGGUCCCUACCCCACUCAUUGGUGCUCUGUGUAUGAAGUUGAAACUGCAGGAUCGAGGUCUUGUGGGUUUCUGUCUUAAUGCUGCAUAAUUGUAAGCUGCAUAUACAUGGAUGAUCAUAAUAAGGAAGAUUUGUACUUUUUUUCCUUUAACAUUGCUCCAACAAACGAAAUUGACUGGCUGCAAGAAACAAACCAACAACACAGUUUUACUGCUUGCUUUUGCUAUCACUAGGGUUGUGAUAAUUGGAAUAUUUUUCUAAUGGUAGCUUUGGAAACAGAAAACUAUAAACAUGUACAGUGCUGCUGCUUGCCAUAUUCCAGUCAGCCUUUUUCAUAAUGAAUAAAUAUUUGUUAAUGAUAUUAACUCAUUUCACUGCACAUAUCCAGAGAUGAACUCCCCAUUGCAGUCAUUUUGCUUGCCGUUUGAAAUAUAUAGCUAAUGGUGACUUCAUUUAAAGCCAGGAAAGGAUAGUGGAGAAGAUAAUAAUCCUAAACACAUUUACCUAAAACUAGUCCCAUGGAUUUCAGUAGAACAUGCUUCCAAAUUAGCAUAUUUAGGAUCACACUCUGAAAAAGCUGGCUUGGUUUCUCUGUUGAUAGAUUUUGAUCUAUUAUAGUAGCUGUUGAUAUUUUUGUGGUACACUGAAGCAACUUUUCUAAAUCUGAUUCACAGAAUCAUCAUUACAUGGUGAUGACAACAUGGGUUGAUUCUGUAUUUUCUGUAGACUUCUGUCUGGAUCAUGAGUUACCACAAAUAAGAAAUAUGUUGACUUAUUGGAAUGUGGUGACUCCUAUGUGGAAUCUGGACACCUAUUGAACUAUUCUCUAGUUCAUCUUGUAAACACCAAUGAGAAAAAGCAAUAUAUGUUGGCUUUACCAAAUUAAAAAAUGAGUGAUUCACAAUGACCUAAAUGGUAGAGAUGUCCCCAAACCGGUUCAGAGGUCCAUUGUUCGGCUGGUUUGGUGUCAGGGGGGGGCAGGGUUACCUUUAAGGGACUGAGGGUGCUCUUCCCCCCACCUCGCUACAUCUCCCCCCCCCCAGCACUCUUGCCAAAAUUGCUGGCGCAUGGCAGCAGUGUACCUCCUUGUCACACUGAUCAGCAUCAAACCAGAAGUGCAUUUCUGGUUUGACACCUACCAGGCGGCAAGGAGGUACACUGCCACCCCGUGCCAGCAAUCUUGGCGAGAGCACCAGCGGGGUGGGGAGCACUCUCCCGGUCCCUUAGAAGUAACCCCGCCGAACUGUCAGUCAGACGGUUCAUGCACAUCCCUACUAAGUGGUGCUCUGAUGGAAUAUGUAAACCUUAGUGUGUCUGCUUAACAUUUGAAUGGAGUGCCAUAUUUCUGUGGCAUUGGGAUUGGCAUUCCCUCCGUUGGCCUUUCAGUGAGGAUAGCUUAGUCGGGCUCAAACGCCAAGUGGCUGCUCCCACCUUUGGUCUAAUUCCGGCUUGAGAGCUACAGAAAUCUCAUGUGUCUAAAAAUGUGAUACUGGCACCUAAACACAGAAGCUAAUCUAAAUAGCUGCAUUUUUCUCCUGCAGCGCUAGCACAUUCUAUUCAUAAAACUUCACCACCUGUCCUCCAAUUAAUUAGUACUUUGAAUACAUUCUUACUCAUCAGUGCAGUGUUUUUAAAGCUAGUUCUUGAUAAUUUGGAACAGUAUAAAAAUAAGUGUUUUAGUGUUUCCAUUUUUAAAAAUAAAAUAAAAUAUGUCAAAGUAUAUAGAAACAAAGCAUUUUAAGAUAUCACAUACAUUACAUUGUUACCAGCAAAUGCUGGUGUGUGUGCUUUAUUACAGAAUAAACUUGGACAUAUCAUCACCAGUCCACUUCCAUUUACCCUCCACUUCUACCUGAGAUUUGUAGGUCACAUCCGUAACUUUAAGAUCAGAUGACAGAUGACUGACAAACUCUCGUUGCAACCUCUAUAGAAUCCCUUCAGAUUAUUAGGUGCCCAAAUGUGUAAAGCUUUAAUACUUACUGCAUAAACAUUGCAUAUCUAUUGUCAGAGCCAGCAUCAGCACUUGUAACGUAGGACACUGAGAAGGAUCUCAGCUAGACAAGUCUUCUGUGUGUCAGAAAAAGUCCAGGCAGACUAGAGUAAGGAUUACAGGAGAAGUGAGAAAGACGCUCAUGGAGGUUGCAUUGCAACUGUCCAAUGCCCUCUCACUGUUCCCUUCUAUUCUCCCCCCCACCGCCCCCGCAGAGUUUUCUUGAAGUACUUCUGGGAAAGAGGCCUAGAUGAUUGGCCAGUUUCCUGAGUGAGUGAGUGUGUGUUGUGCUUUCCCCUCAUAUCAGUGCUAUUUUAACCUAAAUCUAUUUUAAAACCUUUUUCACAUGUUUGACAUAUUCAUGUGUUGCACCAGGACAAAAUGGGUUGGAUCCAAAGAUGCCCUUCUGCUCACGGAAGGGCAGUUUUUACACCUUAUGCUUCAGUGUUUUCCAAGAGAAGUGAAACUAAGUCCAAAGAUGAUGAUGAUUAGCAAGCAGAACUUACAAACUGCUAUAGAACCCAUCUAAUAGAGCACUCUGUUCUGCUAGUGCUUGCAGACCAGCACUAACAGCUAUUUUACUUCCGUUCAUGGUGCUUUGGAUCCAAACCAAUAUUUUCACCAGCAGUGCUUUAUAUCUUUAUUACACAUAUGUAUUUUAUUAACUGAAGGAAAGUAUUGAAAAUACUGUGUUUUAAACUGCAGGGACAUAAUCAAAAUAAUGUAAAACCUGUGCCAACUUUGCAUUCAGAAAUGCCUUUGACCUUUACUCUAAAAUAUGGGUUGAAAACCUAGCCCCUUUUAAAGUCCAGUUUCUUUACUGACUGAAGUAUAGUAGUUUUCAGUCACAACAGCUGUAAAUCAAACUGCAAAAUGCUACUAGCUGUUUAGGGUUAUCUCUGUUCAGUCAGGUUUUAGGAAACCGCUAGAGGUAUUGUCACUUUUUCCCUGCCUUCCAUAAUGUAUUGUCAUCUAGAAGAGUUGAUACAUGCAAACUUUGCUCUUUUGGGGUACAAAACACAAACAAAUCCAUUCAUUUCAAUGGGACUUGCAUGGGUCUCCCAUAGAAAUGAAUAAACAUUAUGCAGCAGUGGUGCUUGCACCCCAUAGAAUUAAAUGGGGAAAUCACACUAUCCAAAAUAAUAGCUGUUAGACCACUGUGAGGUUUUCAAGUAUGAUGCUUAGCAAGAUCUUUCAGUAAUUGUACCACUACACUUCAUCUUGGUGCUUUGAUUAGAAAUGCCUCGGAAGUAAAAUAUUACUCCAGAAAAUGCUUACUGUUCAUUUUUCAUCUUUUUGUUUUAAAAAUCAUAACCUGCUUAUUACCAGCACACUUCUUUCUCUGGGUUUUUCUUUAAAUUGCAUUCACAAACUUUUUUUUUGUAUAAUUGUUGUAAUCCUAGCUUGACAAGAAGAAUACCAUGAUUUGCCUUUGAGAAAAAUGGAUUUGUGAAAUUUAUUUUAAUAGAGCUAACCUGUUUUUGCCUUUCAUAAGCAAUCUGUCUCUUAUUAAAGUGGUAUACAUUGUCCUUUAUUGAAAUAUGGAUUCUUGUUGCCGUGAGAGGGGCAAAAAAUCCUGUAAUUAAGAUUCCAGUUCACAGCUAAUAUAUUUAGUAUCAUGGAUAUGAAACACUUUAAUUAAAUAUUACUUCUUUUCA